AUGAUAAUUGGAGGAACUGACACCCCCCAAUGGCUCAUGUUCAAGCGGACGAGAACAUCCACCGCAGAAGGGGGUCCGACCCGAGACCGCAUGCCCGAAGACACCCUCGCGUUCAGCGAAGAGGAUCUCGAGGCCAUGACAGAACCGCACAAUGAUGCGUUGGUGAUCUCGUUUCUUUCAAACAAUACUAAGAUGAAACGUGUGCUCGUGGACGCGGGCAGUUCGACCAAUAUAAUCAGAUCGGAGGUUAUGGGACGACUGGGGCUGCUCGAUCGAGUUACUCCCAUCUCUCGAAUCCUCCACGGCUUUAACAUGAUCGACGAGGUAGCGAAAGGGGAGGUCACCCUCUCGAUCGACAAGUCUGGUGCAAUUCAAAACACAAAAUUCCAGGUCAUCGAUGGUGACAUGAGGUACAAUGCAUUGCUCGAUAGGCCUUGGAUACACGGCAUGAGGGCAGUACCGUCAACCCUGCACCAGAUGAUAAAAUUUCCCACAAAGGACGGCGUAACAACCAUAUAUGGAGAACAGCGGGCGGCGAAGGAAAUGUUCGCAGUUUGCCACGAAGUGUCGGCCCCGCGGACCCGAUUUCUGGAAAGCCCAGGAACAUACAGGCCCCCGAGGACGACGAAGAAGACUACUCCACCCCUCGAACCUUCGUCGCACCCGAAGAAUCGGACGCAACUAAGUCAACAGUAG
This is a messenger RNA of Nicotiana attenuata, 696 nucleotides long. RefSeq lists its product as uncharacterized. The record is from RefSeq and is a predicted model, not a curated record. The transcript has a single exon. The coding region runs from base 1 to 696 and encodes 231 amino acids. NCBI's taxonomy places the organism in Eukaryota, Viridiplantae, Streptophyta, Magnoliopsida, Solanales, Solanaceae.